AGUUCAACUGCGUCGAUGCGCUCGACGUUCGCUCCUUCAGGCUGCGUGCGUCGGUUCCCAGCAUCCUCUUGGCCGCGUCGCUUUGACAAGAGACUUGCCAGUCAUUCCGUCUCCGGAAGCGGAAAUCUUAGACGAGUAAAGCACCGGGAGGCCAACAUGAAAGAAGCAGUGGCUAAGCGAAAAGAACCAGAGGACGUGGAGAUGAAAGAAGAGGAGGCGGCCGCGGGAACGGGCGAGGGAGGGAAGAAGGAGCUGGACAGCGUCACAUUAGAAGAUAUAAAAGAACAUGUAAAGCAGAUUGAGAGAGCCGUAUCUGGAAAGGAGCCACGAUUUGUCCUUCGGGCUUUAAGAGCUUUACCCUCGACCUCUCGCCGCCUCAACCCCAAUGUCCUGCACAAGGCAAUUAAUGGCUUUUUCACCUCCAACGCUACGACCCGUGAUUUUCUUCUCAGCUUCCUAGAAGAGCUGAUGGACACAGAGGGAGACGUGCAGUUUCGGCCACGCACUGGCAAGGCUGCCUCCGCUCCCCUGCUGCCAGAGGUAGAGACGUAUCUCCAGCUGUUACUUGUCAUUCACCUGAUGAACAGCAAACGCUAUACAGAGGCUCAAAAAGUAUCUGAUGACUUAAUGCAGAAGAUUAUCCCCCAGAACCGGCGUGCGCUCGACUUGGUCGUUGCAAAAUGUUACUAUUACCAUUCACGUAUUUACGAGUUCCGCGAUAAGUUGGAUGGAGUCAGGAGUUUCCUACAUGCAAGACUGCGCACAGCCACGCUCAGACACGAUGCAGACGGGCAAGCGACGCUGCUCAACCUUCUGCUCAGAAAUUAUCUUCAGUACAGCUUGUACGAUCAGGCGGAGAAAUUAGUGUCCAAGUCUGUGUUCCCUGAGCUGGCAAAUAAUAAUGAAUGGGCCCGGUAUUUGUAUUACACAGGGCGCAUUAAAGCCAUUCAGCUGGAGUACACAGGAGCAAGGAGGACUCUGACUAACGCCCUGAGGAAGGCUCCCCAGCACACUGCCGUGGGCUUCAAACAGACCGUUCACAAGCUUCUGAUUGUGGUGGAGCUGCUACUUGGAGAAAUCCCAGAUCGUCUCCAGUUCAGGCAACAUUCUCUCAAGAGAUCACUUAUGCCCUAUUUCCUUCUUACUCAAGCCGUUAGGACUGGAAAUCUGUCCAAAUUCAACCAGGUUCUUGAGCAGUUCUGCGAGAAGUUCCAGUCUGAUGGGACGUACACACUUAUCAUUCGUCUGAGACACAACGUCAUCAAGACAGGUGUGCGAAUGAUCAGCCUGUCAUACUCACGGAUCUCUUUGCCUGACAUUGCUCAGAAACUACAGCUUGACAGUGCCGAGGAUGCAGAGUUUAUAGUGGCCAAAGCCAUUCGCGAUGGGGUUAUUGAGGCCGGCAUUAACCAUGAAAAAGGCUACGUCCAAUCUAAGGAGAUGAUUGAUAUUUAUUCCACAAGAGAGCCACAGUUGGCAUUUCACCAGCGCAUAUCGUUUUGCUUGGAUAUACACAACAUGUCUGUAAAGGCUAUGCGAUUUCCCCCAAAGUCCUACAACAAAGACCUGGAGUCUGCAGAGGAACGCAGAGAGAGAGAACAGCAGGACUUAGAAUUUGCUAAGGAAAUGGCAGAAGAUGAUGAUGAUGGAUUUCCAUGACCUGUGUCACCACUACCGUUUUUUUUUUUUUUUUCAUUAUUGUUUUUGUUUAAUUCUUUUGGUUUCAACGAUACACAUGUGACUUGCCACCCCUCCCUAGCCAUAUCCCUUGUCUUCAUGCAUGUUCUUUUCACUGGAAAGCUAGGGGGUGUUGGGUGGAAAAAUUGGGCUGAUCUAGAGUGCCGUUUAUGGGGACUGGCAUUUAUCUGCCCUCUGUGUGGCUAUCCAGUAAUAUUAUGUUCCUUAGACCAUUCUACAAGAAGAUACUGUUCCUUUAUAUUAAAUAAACAUACCUCACGCUGCAAAUUCUGUUGAAGGGAAAUCCAAUGUAAUUAGAAAUACGUUUUCUUUUCGUCGCUUCUUGUAUUCCUAACCUGCAGAAUUACCUUUAUACUUACAAAUCGCACCUGCCAUACUAAAAAUAAGUAAAAGGAAGAAGUGGUGCACUAAUCAAGCAACGCACUCUCUAUUAAAGGGGAAGUUAAGUACAGCUUCACCCUCCUAAUUUCCCCUUUAACAUUCAUUCACCUGCCUUCAGUAUUUGGGAAGCCACAAAUGAGCAUGUGCAGAGACUCGCGACAAUUCUAUUUAACAUCACACCAGACUUGGAAAGUGAAUAGAAAUGUAGUGAGGUUGGCACCUCAUUUUGUUUAUGUACUUUCACUGUGUCUUUAUAGGAACAUUUACCCUAUAUAUCUUAAUGUAAAAUGUUCUGAGCACUGUUUAUCGUAGCAGUUUCUAAAAUUAGGAAUCUGUAGUGUUUGAGGGCUGGAAACAAAGGCAAACGAUGAAUUUACAGAAACAUGAAGCAUCUCCUGGCUCUUCUCUGCUCAGUUCUAUCACUCCUGUGACACUGAGCUAUUGAACUGAACAGGAGCCACGUCCUGCUUAACUCCGUGUGAUGCAAACAGAGAGUUUGUUGUGGUUUUUGAAUUAUUUAGCCUUUUAUUCAGGAGCUCUGCAGUUUGGAAUCUUGGCAGCGAUAGGGUUGCCCUACCCCAGCAGUGAAUUGAAUGGGAGACUUUUUGCCCAGGAUGAACAGCAGGGGGCGCUUGGGUUACACAGUCACAAUAACAGCAGUGGGAAAGAAUUGAUCGGAGCAAUUUAGUUCUAUUGUAGCCUUUACUUUACUAGUUCUAUUGUUACCUUUGCUCUUUGGCUACAACAGGGGAUAAAUAAAAUGUUAACAAAAAUAAUGGCUAA
Xenopus laevis (African clawed frog) is the source of this 2862-nucleotide messenger RNA. RefSeq names its product proteasome 26S subunit, non-ATPase 3 L homeolog (gene psmd3.L). The coding region runs from base 16 to 1659 and encodes 547 amino acids. The record is from RefSeq and is a predicted model, not a curated record. Lineage: Eukaryota; Metazoa; Chordata; Amphibia; Anura; Pipidae. Gene Ontology annotation, molecular function: enzyme regulator activity. Gene Ontology annotation, cellular component: proteasome complex; proteasome regulatory particle, lid subcomplex. Gene Ontology annotation, biological process: ubiquitin-dependent protein catabolic process; regulation of protein catabolic process. The transcript has 12 exons.